AUGGCCAACAAGGAUUACCAGCGCAAGCAGUUCUUGCGCGAAUUCUAUCGGCACUCGAACGAACUUUUGACGGAGGAGGACAAAAAUUAUCUCUACAAUGUCUUAAAGGAGUACCAGUCUUAUAAACAGGUUGACAAACUCGUCGAGUGUCUGAAUUCUGCACUGGAUACGCCGGAGAAAAAAGAUCUCCUGCACGAGAUACGAAACCUUAUUCCACUCUCGCAUCUUCAAGAGUUCGAUAGUGUCGCCCCCUAUCAUGAGAUGAAGCAUCCGAUACAUCCGUCGACCAAUCAUGUUCAAUUUAAGAAGAAGCGACAUCGGACAAUUGACGGGCGGGGACAAAAGGGCAUGAGGGCGAAGAAUCAAAUUAACUUAAGUGCUUCUUUACCCAUUCAUGGUCAGACGUUGAGGGAGGACCCAGGUCUCUUCAAAGUCAUCACAUUGAACAAGGAGGGCGAUGAAGAACUUGGGCUCAGCAUCCGAGGGGGGAAGGAGCAUGGCCUCGGAAUCUAUGUCAGUGAUGUGGAGGAGGGGUCACUUGCUGAACACGCUGGCCUGGAAAUGGGCGACAACAUCGUGGAAGUCAAUAACGUGAGCUUCGACAGCAUUGCGUCUAGUAGCGCCAUCAAGGUGUUUGCUGGGAGUUACAGGCUGCGCAUUGUUAUCCGGCGGACGGGCAAAGUGCCUGGGGCCAAGUUCAGCAAGGAAAAGGUGUCAUGGUAUGACACGUCCAUGGGGUCGAUUAUUGAAGGCCAAUUCGACGACUCGUUUACCAAUGGUUUUACCAGUGGUAUGCCAAUGUUAAAUGGAUUGACAGAGCGGAGGGUUAAUCUGACGAUAAAUUCUGAAGAUGAUUUCCUUGGAUUUAACAUCAGAGGUGGAAGCGAAUACGGUUUGGGAGUUUAUGUAUCAAAAAUUGACGAAGGUGGACUUGCUCAGCAAAAAGGCAUCCUGAUGGGUGACCAGAUAGUGGAUGUCAAUGGUCAGAGUUUCGAGGAUAUAUCACACACGGAUGCUGUCGACUUCUUAAAGACGCAGAAACAACUCAUGCUCACUGUCAGGGAGGUUGGCCGAUAUCCUUUAUACAAAAUGAUGUAUGCAGAAUAUAACUGGGUAGAGGGAGAAAUGCUCAAAAGACAACGGCCCUCGACUGCCUCACCAUCGCACCUCCUGAUGGGUAACAACAAAUUCGUUGACAACCACUACAUCUCCGAGGGGACACUGACCCAGUUCCCCAUGGAAUCACGCGUGGAGGUCUGCACCCAAACUACAGCCGGAAACGAUCCAAUGGACCUGGCGAUCCAGACAGAACAGGUCUUCGACGACCAAGCAACUUUAGCUUUAGCAGCCGAGCUGUCCAAAGAUAAUCAGAAAAUCCCAAACGAUAUAAGUACAAAUUCGAACAUUACAUUACCACCAGGAAUGAACAGUUCACUGCCACCUGGUGGUAAUAUUAGGAAACGCUCACAUUCCAUUGAUAUCAGUGGAGGAAAUGCACUACCCACUACUGCAACUGCUUCAAUGGUAGUGCGUCGGAGGUCGUCAACCGACGUCAAUAGUUCGAUGCCGUUGCCGGCAGUGACUGAACCAGUUUCGAUAGACUUUCUCCGCUCAUCUCUGGAUAAUGCCCUUGGCGAUUCAGUCGAGAGGUCGUUUUUGGAAAGUCAUGAAGCGCUUGGCGACAGCCUGAUUGAACCAGAUCUGAAUAGUUUGUUGACGUCUUCAUUACCAACCCAACUCGAUGACCAAAAGUCCAAGAUGAAUCAUCUCAAAGACAUGCAUUAUAAAUGGAAGACAGUGCCACUGCCAGGACAAACCGAUAGCGAAGAGAAAAACAAGGAGAACACUAAAGGUGACAAGAAGGUGAAACGGUCAAAGACUUUCAAGGAGAUGUUAUUCAGGAAAAAGUCCUUCAAUAGAAAAGAUAAGGAGAAAAGUUCAGAGGGCAAAACGAAGAGCAAGAGUAAGCUUGGUGGGUUCAGUAUUCGGAAAAAGGCCAAGGACGACGACAACAAGUCCCGUAAGUCGAGCAGUAGCGGCAGUAGUGGGAAUAAGGCAGACGACGACAUACAGAGUUCUCUCAGCAGUGGCAAGAGCAGUAUGUACUGGCGACAGAAGGGGAGCUUUGAGUAUGGUGCCGGGACUCAGAUAAUGCUCGGGGACACUGCACAGCAUCCGGCACUAGCCAUGGUACUGGAACUGGCCAAGAAACUGCUCAAUGAUGAUGAAACUAAUGCUGUGAUGAGACAUAUAAAACAGUAUCACGAUACGGAAAAUGUCGAAGCGCUGGUCGCACCACUCAUGGCCAUUCUUGACAAACCGGAGAAGAUGUUGUUGCUUAGAGAGAUAAGGGAUGUCAUCAGCCCAACAGACCUCGGGCGGUUCGACAGCAUGGUGUCCCACCAAGAGAUGCGGGCCUAUGAAGAACUUGCUGCAAGGAUGUCAGAACUUUCAGCUGUUAUCAUGAGCCGGGGAAAACCAGAUUACGGGCCACCCAGAAAAACAUUAAUGGCAUCAAUACCAGACCACCGCGGCAACUUCCAUCUCAAGACGCAACAAGAAUUCGAAAAAGCCCAAGAACGACGCCAAGAACUAGAGCGUAAGCAACGGGAACUCUCGCAGAAAUUCCGGCGGGAAAAACUAAGCGAUUCGAGCGAGCACCUUCCGUUCCCAAACCUCUACGCAAAAGAGGACGCGUUGAAUCUUCCGAUCGAUAAUUUGAAAAUCACCGACCCCCAACAGGAAUUCGAAGAUGGCGUCCAGGUUGACAAUAAUCACGAUGACGACGAGCCUCUUUACGCUGUCAUCGACUACCGGAAGAAAAAGCGUAGCAUGAGUCUGAAUGAUGAUUCUCUCCGCUUGUCUUUGAGGGGGGAAGAUGGGAUGGAUGGGCUUGACGGUCUGGAUGAUUUGGCCAAAACCUGGACCGAGCCACUGAUGGCUAGCACGCCUGGACAACCUGUGUCGCCCCCAAAAAGUAUACUAAAAAUUGAGCGCAGCAAUCUCCGGAAAAGUUUAAACUGGGACAAUAGUACAAUAUCCGACCCUGAGGAUGCUGGGGAAAGUUCGGGGACGGAAUCCCGGACACUGGAAACAGUCCCAGAAUCACAUGAAGAAGACGACGUGGACAAAUCACCGUCAAGGAGUGCGGGAAGACGCCCUGUCACGCCACCUGUAAUGCCGAAAAUGAAAACAUUUGAAUUUACGUUAGAAGACAGUGGGCUGUCCCUGAGUACUCUCGCUGUGAGCGCAGAACUUUCAAAAUCUGAUUCGCAUUUGGAUGUGAGCAGUUCCGAGAAUGAUUAUGAGGAUUUGAACGCGUUCAGGAUGUUGGGGAAGAAACCUCACGUGGCUGGGUAUGACUUGGAGACUAGAACUUUACACAAUGUGAGAAGUUUAGAGCAGAAUGGUGUCGAUUUGGAAGAAGAUAGUGUGGCCCUUGUUAGUGUGAUGAAAAAAGAUGAGGAGAUUAUUUAUGAUUCUGUUCCCGGGACUGGGUAUAAUAAGAAUAUCAGACAACCGUCGAAAUUUACACGGCCAGUUUUUCAUGCACCGCCACCACCGAUGUCCCCUCCGCCACCUUUAACAACGUCACCACCACCUCCGCCUCCAUUGCCGAAGAUGCCGCCUCCGCCUCCGCCUCCAUUGCCGAAGAUGCCGCCUCCUUCUCUGGUGCCACCUAACGUGCAGUCGUCUAAUCAUGUCACCGCCGAUGUCAGUCGGGACGCGAUGAUAACGGUGGAACUUGCGAAGAAUCUCGCAUCACUUGGCAUCAGUAUAUCUGGCGGUUCUGACAGUGACAAGCAACCCGAUGUCCGGGUGGAGAAAGUGUUUCCCCACGGAGCAGCCAGAGAAGACGAGAGAAUAAAGGCUGGUAUGCAGAUCAUCUCCGUCGAUGACGAGGUACUUACUGAGGCAACGCAUCAUGAAGCUGUCGACCUCAUACGGAGGGCCUACAACAAUAAAAAAACCUCCAAGAUGACGCUAGUUCUUCUUCCAUAGAAUAGUGGACACGCUACGUCAUAAACACAAGAGGACUGUUUUCCUCCAAAGAGAGACAAAUGAUAAAUUUGUGGUUGUCCAUAAACAGUGGCUGCAUCAUUCAGAAUAGAUAUCUAUUUCGGUAUAUGUGCUGCAAGGGAUGGUACUUUUGACCUCAACUGUAUUUUGUAUCACAAAAUAGAUGAUAGUGACUGCUGAUCUCUGAUUUCACCAAAGCAAACUAUUGUGUUCAGCUCUUUAUAUGCAUUUAAAUAGGAAUGCGCAACAGUCUAUGUUGUAUUUUAAUUAGUGACCAUAACAGUCUAAACCAGACUUUUGUUUUUCAUGUGAAGAUGUAAAAGUUUCCAUCACCAGCACAAAGAUAAUUAAUCUUCUUUAUAUCUAAUGGAAACCUGCAAAAUUCAACACAUUUCAAUGGAUAGAUUGGACUGGACGUUUGCUGAAUUGAGGUGCAAUAUUAUAUUAUUUGAUAUGUAUGAUACAUGUACAUUGUUUUACCAAGCAAAGUACAUUUUGUAGUUUGCAGGUUUUGCAAAGGAUGUAGGUGAUAAUUAGGAGGUAAUUUUAGCUUGCAAUCACCUCAAUAUUUAGUAAAGCUGGCAAUGAGAAGGCAGAAUUUUGCUUCAGCUGUGCAGUGGGGCCAAGGGCAGUUCUAGGAAUUGGAGAUAGAGGAGUGCCACAGAGAUUGAGGUGAGCGCCCUGGUGCCAGUGAGUUUUACGUCAAUUUCUCAAAAUGUGGGGUCGAUUUCAGAGAAUGAGGGGAGGGAUGAAAUAUUUUAAACAAUUUCAUGCUAAAUUUGACAUUGUUCCUCUUUGUGUAGAUAGCUUGCACAGAAUUAAUUAGCUUAUUAUUUUCAUGUUCCACUUUGUGUAGAUAGCUUGUAUAUAGUUGAUCAGCAUAUUUCUUUUAGGAUGGGAAGUCGUUUUACAUGUUGAACAACCAGUUAAAUUUCAGUGGUAGGACAUUCUGAAAACGCAGCAAGCUCUUAGUUCUGUACAUUAAAUCCAGGUGUCACCUUGCUUGUUUCAACUUAAGAAGAUCUUGUUACCUCGGGACCAGCACUUGAAUGAUGUGAUACAUCAAAAUGAAGACUUUGGUGCACCUCCAAGAAAAAGAAUGACUUGAAUUAUUCAGCAAUCAGAUGUCAAUUAGUCAGUUCAGAGUCAACACCAAUACUUCCGGUCCUUCGGACUCUGCCUUGGCAAAUUCUCUCCUUCAAACACCAUCUCUGUUUUGCUGAAGUCACAAUGUCAACAGUUGCUACAUUAGUCUGUUUUACAAGGCAGCAAGAGAAGUGAAUGUAAAACCCUUGGUAAUCUCUUUCAGAUCUCAAUAAAGACUUGUUUCAACUGUUUUUAUAUUUCCAACAACUUUGAAAUGACGCCUACAAAGGUAUUUGAACUGAGGAGUUUGUAUUGGUUUCUAGUGUUUAUGAUACAUAUUUCCUGGUGUGGAGCAUCUGGCUUCAUUCCUGGUGUGGUGGCUACUUGUGUAAAGAGUCUGUUUUCAUUCCUGGUGUGGUAACAGAAUCUCUCUUUAUUCCUGGUGUGGUGAAAGAAUCCGUCUUCAUUGUGACAACAUUAUGUCUUCAUUCCUAGUACAUGUAUUGUCUUUUUACUCGAGGUUGUGACCAAUUUCAUAUGUCUUCAUUUCUGUGAUUGUGACUAAACUUUGUCUUCAUUUGAUCUUGGUGUUGUGCAUCUUGUGUGAUCUUGACCUUUUACACAGAGAUUAUUUUUAUGUCAAAUAUUGUGCAUGUUUAUAAUA
This is a messenger RNA of Lineus longissimus, 5770 nucleotides long. RefSeq lists its product as uncharacterized. The transcript is spliced from 17 exons. Lineage: Eukaryota; Metazoa; Nemertea; Pilidiophora; Heteronemertea; Lineidae. The record is from RefSeq and is a predicted model, not a curated record. Gene Ontology annotation, cellular component: plasma membrane; stereocilium tip; cilium. Bases 1 to 4002 code for a protein of 1333 amino acids. Gene Ontology annotation, molecular function: protein binding.